Racocetra persica is the source of this 204-nucleotide messenger RNA. The record is from the annotation of a GenBank genome assembly. Lineage: Eukaryota; Fungi; Glomeromycota; Glomeromycetes; Diversisporales; Gigasporaceae.
AUGCUAAGAGAUUAUAUGGACAAGAUUCAUAAUAAAACAACUAAGAUUAAAAAAAUUUGGAUGUUAGCUAAUGAAACUAAAAUCAUAGAAGAGAUAAGUGAGGUCAAUGAAGAGGUGAAUAAUGAUAAAGAGAUAAAUGAGGUUGAUAAAGAGAUAAAUGAGAUCGAUAAAGAGGAAGAGGAGGUUGAAGAAGAGAAAAAUUAG